GACCCGGCUGCGCCCCCCCCCCCGCGCCCCCCGCCCCGAACUGGCAUCAUGGCGCGACAUUAAUGAACUCGCCUGUUUGUGCUCCCCCGGCCCCUCUCUCCUCCCACCGCCCGGGGGACACCAUAUAUAUCCAUCCCUCCUCGCCCGCCUCGGGCAUUUCGGGGGCUCCCCCCUCCUGCCCCCCUUUGCCCGCCCGGGGAUGGAACGAGGAGGGAAGUGGACACGGGGCACUCUCCUCGGGGUCUGCCUGGUCCCCCCUGCACUGCUGGCACUGCUGCCACUGCUGAAGCUGGCAGGGGGGGCCCCCGUGGGCCAGAGGCUGUACCCCAUGCCAGCCGACGUCCUGCAAGCGCCAGCCAUAUCCCCUGCUGUGCCACCCAGCUGCCAGGUCCUGCUGGAUGCCCAGGCCCUGCCCGAGCUGCCCCAGCGCAACUGGGCACUGAGCCAGGCCUGUGCCCCCUACCAGCGCCUGUGCACACCCGAAGGGACUCAGCAUGCCUGCGUCCUGCUCAGUGCUCGGCUCUGCCGCCACCGCCUCCAGGAGUGCCAGAUGGCAGCUGCAGCCCCAGGUUCUGAUGCACCAGCAGAGGCGGCGAUGCCAGGGAGCUGCGGGCAUCGCAGGGGCCCCCAAGCCAACAACACGGCCCUCCGAGGACGGAUCAUGGGUGGCAGCGUGGCCCCGCAGGGGGCCUGGCCCUGGCUGGUGUCGGUGCGGCUCCACGGGGAGCUGAUGUGUGGAGGGGUGCUCGUGGGGCGCUCCUGGGUCCUCACUGCAGCCCACUGCUUCACUGGGAAUCGAAAUGAACUGGCAUGGACGGUGGUGGUGGGCGACCACGAGCAGGGCAAGCUGGACGCGGGUGAGCGGGUAGUGCCCGUCCGGCGCAUCCUGCCUCACCCCAAGUUUAACCCCAAGACGUUUCAUGGGGACCUGGCGCUGCUGGAACUGGCAGUGCCACUGGCCCCGUCGCCCACCAUCAGCCCUGUGUGCCUGCCCAGCGGCCCUGUGGAGCCCAGCCCCGGCACCGCCUGCUACAUUGCAGGCUGGGGCUCUCUCUAUGAAGAGGGGCCAGCGGCUGACGUGGUGAUGGAGGCGCGAGUGCCCCUGCUCAGCCAGGAGACGUGCCGGGGUGCCCUCGGCAGGGACAUGCUCACCAACGCCAUGUUUUGUGCUGGGUAUUUGUCUGGGGGCAUUGACUCCUGCCAGGGUGACUCAGGGGGCCCGCUGGCAUGCCAGGACCCCUCCUCACACCGCUUCAUCCUCUACGGUAUCACCUCGUGGGGUGACGGCUGUGGUGAGCAGGGCAAACCAGGUGUCUACACCCGCGUCGCUGCUUUCGUGGACUGGCUCAGGCUCCAGAUGGACUGUGAGUGCCGCCAGCUGUGCCAGGGGCGGAAACAGACGUGCCCAGGGUGUUGUGGGGAUACAUCGCUCCUGAGCGGGGGUUCAGCACCUCAUGGCAGCCCCGGUGCCCUUGCAGCCACCCCUGGCAGCCGGGAACCGAGCUGCUUUGACCUGCUGGCGCUGGCCCAGCUGCCCUCUGAGCAGCAGCCACUGGAGCGCACCCGCCUCUGUGCCUUCUAUGCUGGGUCCUGCCGGGCCCCCCAGGGCCGGGCUGCCUGCGCCCGCCUGUCUGAGGAGACCUGCCGUGCCAGGACAAGACAAUGCGAGCUGCACUCCUAUGCCCAGACAUUGGUGGAUCUCCUGCGCCGGGCUGCGGACUUCAUCCAAAACCAGUUUGACUUCUCCUUCCUCACCCGUGCCCUGCCCCAGCUCCUGGGCAAGAUCUAUGGGCAUCUCUUCCACCCUCGUGUCCGCAGGGAUGCCCCAGGCCCAGCUGUGCCAGGGGGUCAGCCCAGCUCCACAGCAGAAGGACCCUGGAGACACCCCAUCAGGUGGGAGGCCAGGCAGCCACCCCCCUUCGCAGAGCUCUUCGGGGCCAUGGGACCCCAGCUGCAGGACUGGGUGGAGGCACUGAGGGCCAUGGCAGGGGGCAGCCGCCCGGCGCCCACCCUGGACAGGGGGCAGCUCCCCAGGGAGACGUGGCUCUUCUUGCAGCAGGGUGAGGAGGUGGUGGAGGAGCUAGUGGGACAGGGACGAGCCUUCCUUGCCCAGCUGCGGGCAGAGCUGGACCUUGGCACCCCUCUUGAAACCACGGAGCCGCGAUGGGCACCCAGAGAGCUGGCAGGGACCCCCUCGCCGAGCCGGUCCAUGCCAAGGGAGAAACGUGAGCUAGUGCCCACGGAGCUGCCGGGGGUAGAGGAGGAGGAGGAGGAGGAGGCAGGUGCAAGCAGAGCAUGCCCUGGCUUCAACGAGUCAGUGGUGCGGGUGGGUGCGGUGCGGGACCUGUACGCCUGGGUCCUACGGGUGCCCGAGCCGGACCUGGUUAUGACCUUCCAGGAGAUCCUGGUGGACCUGGGCUCCAAAAAUGCCAAGGGGCUGUACCGGGCGCAGGUGCGGGCCACAGUGGGGGGCCGCCCCACAGCCUUCGCUGGCCUUGUGGGGCUGGAGAGUGACUCACUGGCCCGCAGCAUGCCUGGCCUUGUUGCUCUGGCACUUGAGGCGCUGAAAACCUAAUGGUGCCCACAGUGCCCUGGGGCAUCAUGCCAUCAAUGGGGAUGGGGCCCUGGGGCAGGGGUCUUUCAUGUCCUUCAAACACAGCUCCCUCCCCAGCUCAGGCUCUUCCACCCUUUUGUCCCACAUUGUGCCUCAGUUUCCCUCUUCCCACCAGCACUGCCUGACAUCCCCAGGGCAAUGGGGUGCUGGGGGGCACCUGGAGCAUCUCAGCCAGGGAUCACAGCCCUCAUGUCCCCUGGGAUCCCCACCUUGACAAGCCCACCUCCACCCCUUUUACCCUAGAGGCACUUGGGCUGCUAUUUAUUUGUACAGAGAAAGGUUUAUUUUUCAAUAAAAAAGGGCUCUA
Phalacrocorax carbo (great cormorant) is the source of this 2921-nucleotide messenger RNA. The record is from RefSeq and is a predicted model, not a curated record. NCBI's taxonomy places the organism in Eukaryota, Metazoa, Chordata, Aves, Suliformes, Phalacrocoracidae.